CCUCAUCACAACCUAUGUGAUCUGUGCUGUGGACCCUGUGGACAAACCUCACUUUUUAAACGUCCGACGUUCCUUCUGGUUUGUAUUUUCGCAGCUUGAAAAUGGCUGCCCACAAGACGUUUAUUAUUAAGCGAAAGCUUGCCAAGAAACUGAAACAAAACAGGCCAAUUCCCCAAUGGGUGAGAAUGAGGACUGGAAACACAAUCAGAUACAACGCUAAGAGGCGUCAUUGGCGCAGAACCAAGCUCAAGUUGUAGGAUGUUUUUUGUUUUAUUGACUCAUUAAAUCAAUAGGCAAAA
Dendroctonus ponderosae (mountain pine beetle) is the source of this 299-nucleotide messenger RNA. It is a transcript of the gene RpL39, whose product is annotated as 60S ribosomal protein L39. Gene Ontology annotation, cellular component: cytosolic large ribosomal subunit; ribosome. Gene Ontology annotation, molecular function: structural constituent of ribosome. The transcript has 3 exons. Bases 102 to 257 code for a protein of 51 amino acids. The record is from RefSeq and is a predicted model, not a curated record. Gene Ontology annotation, biological process: translation. Lineage: Eukaryota; Metazoa; Arthropoda; Insecta; Coleoptera; Curculionidae.